GGAGUGCUGUGCCGCCACCGCAAGUACGCGUAAGGAUCUCCGCAUGGUCCGACAGACAUGUUGCAGCACGCUUCCAAUCAUGAUGUGGUCGUACUGCUCGUUGCUUUCAGCCUGUCACUACUGAGCGGCGAGUGGGCCCUCGCCGAGUCCGAGAAAGUCGAACAAGACUACACUGUGGUUACCCUAGCGGACAUCCAGCGAUUGGGAGAGGCCAAACUCGACGAUGCCGCAAGAAGCUACAUCGCCAGCGGAGCGGACCAGGAACAGACUCUCAGGGAGAACACCGCGGCGUUCACGAGGCUUCGCUUCAGGCCCAAGGCCCUUGUGGACGUAUCGAAGAUCAACACUGCUACUACCGUGUUAGGUCGGAGAAUAUCUUUUCCUGUCGGCUUCUCCCCUUCAGCUGCUCACAUGAUUGCCGACCGGGUGGGUGAGUUGGGCACUGCAAAAGCUGCACGGGACGCGGGCACACUGAUGAUCGUGAGCGCCAUGAGCACCACGUCGUUGGAAGACAUCAGAGCCAGCGCGCCGGAUUGCCUGCUGUGGCAGCAGACUUACAUCUUCACCAACCGCUCCUUGACCAAGUCCCUUGUCAGGAGGGCAGAACAGCAGGGUUUUGCCGCCAUUGUUGUCACUGUGGACUCGCCUGUCGCUGGACAGGCCGUAAGCCUCAGCAACAACAAGUUUGUCCUUCCGGAAGGCCUCAGAUUCGCCAACCUGGAAGCCUCAUGGCCUGGUAGAUCAUUCACAUUCGACCCUUCCAGCAAGGACUUCAUUGGUAACCUACUGUCACCUUCUGCGACGUGGGAGGACUUCCGCUGGUUGCGCAGCAUCUCGACUCUACCCAUUGUUGUCAAGGGUAUCUUGACCGAUUUUGACUUUGUGCACCUAAUUGCAUUACUCAUAGAUUCGUAA
Molecule: messenger RNA, 915 nt
Organism: Dermacentor silvarum
Lineage: Eukaryota; Metazoa; Arthropoda; Arachnida; Ixodida; Ixodidae
Exons: 6
Coding region: 58-915 (285 amino acids)
Molecular function (GO): oxidoreductase activity
Source: RefSeq, a predicted model, not a curated record